GUAAUAAACCUGAGAGAAACAAACAACCCUAAUUAAAAUUCUCAUAUUCAUCCUUUCUUCUUCUUUAAUAAAAACACAACAAAUCAUCCUCUUCAUCAUCCUCUUCACGCCUUGAAGUAGAAGAAGAAGGUAUAAGUUACUAACUAAUGGCGGAUCUCACAUGUACGAUGCCGUUUGCGUUAUAUCCAUUACUCGUCAUCAUCCUCUUCUUCUACUCCCUUAACCACCGUAACGGAUUUCUCUCCUCCGACGAUCCUUCUUGUCAUCUCUCUGUCUCCUCGCCGUCUUCUCCUGAAUCAGUUCUCUCUUACUUCAAACUCUUUCCUUUGCGUUCUUCUUCAUCAUGUCUUACCACCACUCUCAACAACUCGUCGUCAGUGGUAGAAGAAGUCGAUGAAGCGGCGGAGAGAAUCGAAAAAGGUUUGGCGAUGGCAAGAGCAUCCAUAAAGAAAGCAGGAGAAGAGGAUCCCCGUCUUCGUCGUGAUCGGAGGAACGGUUCGGAUUCUGGAUUCGCAUCAAAUGGAUCUAUCUAUCUCAACGCUUUUACUUUUCAUCAGAGCCACAGAGAGAUGGAGAAGAGAUUUAAGAUAUGGGCAUAUAGAGAAGGAGAGGCUCCUCUGUUUCACAAAGGUCCUCUCAACGAUAUCUACGCUAUCGAAGGCCACUUCAUGGACGAGAUCGAGAACGGGAAAAGCCGUUUCGCAGCAGCUUCGCCGGAGGAAGCAACCGUGUUCUACAUCCCUGUAGGGAUCGUCAAUAUCAUACGAUUUGUCUAUAGGCCUUACAUUAGCUAUUCACGUGACCGUCUCCAGAACAUUGUCAAAGACUACAUCUCUCUCGUCUCUGACCGUUACCCUUACUGGAAUCGAAGCCGCGGUGCUGACCAUUUCUUCCUCUCGUGUCACGAUUGGGCACCUGAUGUUUCAGCUGUAGAUCCAGAACUAUACAAGCAUUUCAUCAGAGCUCUAUGCAACGCCAAUGCAUCAGAGGGAUUCAAACCGAUAAGAGACGUUUCGUUACCUGAGAUCAAGAUCAAAUACAGCAGACUAGGGUUGACACACAACGGAGAGCCACCGAAGAACCGCAGACACUUGGCGUUUUUCGCAGGAGGGUCCCACGGAGAAGUACGGAAAGUGCUUUUCAAACACUGGAAAGGAAAGGACAAAGACGUCCUCGUCUACGAGUAUCUCCCCAAGUCCAUGAGCUACACGAAACUGAUGGACCGAGCGAAGUUCUGUCUGUGUCCGAGCGGUUGGGAAGUGGCGAGUCCGAGAAUCGUGGAGUCUCUUUACUCUGGUUGCGUUCCGGUCAUAAUAGCUGAUUCUUACGUCCUUCCGUUCAGCGACGUGUUGAACUGGAAGAUAUUCUCGGUUCAUGUCUCCGUGGCGGAGAUACCGGAGAUUAAGAAGAUUUUGGAAGCGAUACCGGAAGAAGAGUACUUGGAGAUGCAGAGGAGAGUUCUUGAGGUUAGGAAACACUUUGUGGUGAACAGACCUUCGAAGCCGUAUGAUAUGUUGCAUAUGAUUAUGCAUUCUAUUUGGUUACGUAGGCUUAAUGUUCGUAUUCCUCUUUAAUAGUGGAUACUAUAUAGUGUUGUACUCUUUUGAUAGAUAAUAUUUACUGCCAGAUUACUGAGACUAUGACUUCUUCUCG
Messenger RNA from Raphanus sativus (radish), 1653 nucleotides. Its product is annotated as probable glycosyltransferase At5g11130. The record is from RefSeq and is a predicted model, not a curated record. Lineage: Eukaryota; Viridiplantae; Streptophyta; Magnoliopsida; Brassicales; Brassicaceae. Bases 147 to 1574 code for a protein of 475 amino acids. The transcript is spliced from 4 exons. Gene Ontology annotation, molecular function: glycosyltransferase activity.